Messenger RNA from Magnolia sinica, 2232 nucleotides. Its product is annotated as non-specific phospholipase C3-like. Bases 584 to 2146 code for a protein of 520 amino acids. Gene Ontology annotation, molecular function: hydrolase activity, acting on ester bonds. Gene Ontology annotation, biological process: phospholipid catabolic process. The record is from RefSeq and is a predicted model, not a curated record. Lineage: Eukaryota; Viridiplantae; Streptophyta; Magnoliopsida; Magnoliales; Magnoliaceae. The transcript is spliced from 4 exons.
UAUCCAACGUGUUUUAUCUGUUUAUCUACGUUGUUAUCUUAAAAUGAUUCGACAAAAGAGAUGGACAGCGUAGAUAAACAGAUACAUCACGGUGGGCCCGCAGACGGGUGAGGGUAGGACGCAAUCCGCGUACAUUUUCCUGGAUCAGACGAGUGGAUUGGAUGGAAUAUAUACACCAUGACGGGGCACACACGAAAUUCGGACAAUUUUAAUGGUGGGAUUUCCCAUCUCAACUUCAUCCAUGAUUUAUACACCUGAGUACUGAACCGGACAGAUUUCUAAGGCCCAUUAUAACAUCAAUGAUAAUAUACUUGAUGGACGGCGUGGAUCUCAUCAACUUGAACACGUUCCAUCCACGUCAUCGAAAUUAAUUAAUGCUCUUCCAUGUCAUCGUUUUCGCUUGAGGAGCUUACCUUCCUCUCUAUUUUUCUUUUCUUUGCUCAUAAUCUUUCCUCAGCUUUCUUGAGCAUCUCUUGAGCUUAUCCAAGAAUAUCCUUCUCAGCCUUUUCUUCUCCCGCCACGAAACCGCCUUUAAAAACCGCUCUCCACUCUCAAAAUCGAAAAGAAAAAAAAGCCAGAAACGAUGCAGUCCGAAAUCGCUUCCCCUUCUCCCAUCAAAACCGUGGUGGUUUUGGUCCAAGAAAACCGCUCAUUCGACCACAUGCUCGGAUGGAUGAAAUCCCUCAAUCCCCAGAUCAACGGCGUCACGGGCACCGAGUUCAACCCCAUCUCCACAACCGAACCCGAAUCCAAGCGGAUUUAUUUAGGGGACCGAUCCGAGUACGUCGACCCCGACCCGGGGCACUCCAUCCAGGCGAUCUACGAGCAGAUUUUCGGGGAGGAAUAUCCCGUUAAUGGCGGAGGGGGAUCCGCCAUCAAGGCUCCGUUAAUGAACGGUUUCGCGCAGCAGGCGGAGAAAGUGCAGAAAGGGAUGUCAGAGACGGUGAUGAACGGAUUCCGUCCGGACGCCGUGCCAGUUUACAAGACGCUGGUAUCGGAGUUCGCGGUUUUUGAUAGGUGGUUCGCGUCCGUUCCAGCAUCGACUCAGCCGAAUCGGCUGUUCGUGCACUCGGCCACGUCGCACGGAGCCACCAGCAAUGACACGAUGAAGCUGAUACUGGGGUAUCCGCAGAAGACGAUUUUUGAGUCGUUGGAUGAAGCUGGAUUAACGUUUGGGAUUUACUAUCAGUACCCACCUGCCACGCUUUUCUACAGGAACCUAAGGAAGUUGAAAUACAUAGGGAAAUUCCACGACUUCGAUCUACACUUCAAGAGGCACUGCGAAGAAGGGAAGCUACCAAACUAUGUGGUGGUCGAGCAACGAUAUUUCGACAUCAAACUGCUGCCCGGGAACGAUGAUCACCCAUCGCACGACGUCUCAGAAGGGCAGAAAUUCGUGAAACAGGUCUACGAGGCUCUUCGAGCAAGCCCGCAGUGGAAUGAGAUGCUGUUCAUCAUCAUCUAUGAUGAGCAUGGAGGAUUCUAUGAUCAUGUCCCUACUCCUGUGACUGGGGUCCCAAGCCCGGACGACAAUGUGGGUCCCGAGCCUUAUAACUUCCGGUUCGACCGCCUUGGUGUUCGGGUCCCCACCAUCAUGAUUUCUCCGUGGAUCGAGCGAGGAACCGUGAUACACGGGCCGGUGGGGCCGUAUCCGACGUCAGAAUUUGAACACUCUUCCAUUCCAGCGACGGUGAAGAAGAUUUUCAAUUUGAAGAACUUCCUGACAAAGCGUGAUGCGUGGGCCGGCACAUUUGAGACUGUCAUAACACGCAAAAGUCCUAGAACAGAUUGCCCAAUUGCAUUGCCGGAGCCAACGAAACUGAGAGAAGGCGAUGCAAACGAAUCAGCGAAGCUAAGCGAUUUUCAACAGGAAUUGGUGCAAAUGGCUGCCACUUUGAAUGGGGAUCACAGUAAAGAUAUCUAUCCACACAAGCUAGUGGAGGUCAUGACGGUCAAGGACGCCACGAAUUACAUGACAGAUGCCUUCAAAACUUUCUUAGAAGCAUGCGAGGAUGCAAAGAAAAAUGGAGUGGAUGAAUCGGAGAUCGUGGUUGUGUCAAGCCAUCCAAAGGAGCCACCAAUGGAGAAGAAGAAGAAAUCCUUUGCUCAAAAAAUGUUUGCCUGUUUGGCAUGCAAUAAUUCUUAAAUCGGUUACAAUUUAUUUUCUGGUAUCACUAAAUUGUUUCAUAUCAUAAGAAAACCUGACGAGAUUCGUCAGAUCUUUUAGAUUCA